GGCCCUCAUGUGAGACAUGUGACUAUCACUUGACUGUUGGUCUAUGUGGAUAUAAAUGUGAUUGUUUCGCGUAUUAACUUCACUGUUCUCCUCUUUUGACAACAAUAGCAAGAUGAAACUGUUAGUACUUGUUCUGUGUGUUGGGGUGGCCCUCUCAAAACCUCUGAACCAAGAACUGGAUCAAGAAUGGGAACUUUACAAAAACACUUACAAUAAGAACUAUGACGUACAUGAACACAUUCUAAGACGUUUGAUUUGGGAAGAUAACGUUGCACACAUUCAGAAGCACAACCUAGCGGCAGACAGGGGAGAACAUACAUACUGGCUGGGAACCAAUGAAUACGCUGAUAUGGCCACUGACGAGUUUAUCAGUGUAAUGAACGGUUAUAAGAUGUCAGUAAACCGAACAGCUGGCUCUUCAUUCCUUGCACCAAGUAAUAUUGGAGAUCUACCCGAUACCUUGGACUGGAGGGAGAAGGGAUAUGUAACACCUAUCAAAAAUCAGGGACAAUGCGGCUCCUGUUGGUCAUUCUCUGCUACUGGAUCCCUGGAAGGACAGAACUUUAAAAAGACUGGUAAACUGACCUCUCUGUCCGAACAGAAUCUAAUGGACUGCUCGACAGCUGAAGGUGAUCACGGGUGUAAAGGAGGGUUAAUGGACAACGCCUUUAGAUAUAUAGAGAAAAACAAAGGAAUUGAUACUGAGAUGUCUUAUCCAUAUGAAGCUAAGAAUGGUAUGUGUAGAUUUAAAAGAUCUGACGUUGGUGCUACCGACACCGGUUUUACCGACGUACGCCGGGGCAGUGAGGAGGAGUUACAACAGGCAGUAGCCACUGUAGGACCAAUCUCUGUAGCUAUAGAUGCCGGGCAUAAAUCUUUCCAAUUAUACAAAACAGGAGUAUACAGCGAGCCGAUGUGCAGUUCAACCAGACUUGACCAUGGCGUGCUAGCUGUAGGUUAUGGAACUAAUAUGGGUCAAGAUUAUUGGCUGGUCAAGAAUAGUUGGGGAACCAAGUGGGGUAUGGAAGGCUACGUAAUGAUGUCCAGGAACAAAAAGAAUCAAUGUGGAGUUGCAACACAGGCCAGUUAUCCACACGUGUAGCCUCUCUUUAGAUGGUGUGUUCAGGAAAUCUCCACAUAGUAAAAUGGAUCAAUUUUGUAACACAUGAAAACCACAAACAUUUAUUGUUGAUUUUUUAUCUAUUCUUGUUAACUUUAUUUUAAAAGAAUAAAGAUACUUUAUAAA
This is a messenger RNA of Mytilus trossulus (common blue mussel), 1246 nucleotides long. Its product is annotated as procathepsin L-like. Gene Ontology annotation, cellular component: lysosome. Gene Ontology annotation, biological process: positive regulation of peptidase activity; immune response; positive regulation of apoptotic signaling pathway. The transcript is spliced from 9 exons. The coding region runs from base 113 to 1102 and encodes 329 amino acids. NCBI's taxonomy places the organism in Eukaryota, Metazoa, Mollusca, Bivalvia, Mytilida, Mytilidae. Gene Ontology annotation, molecular function: cysteine-type endopeptidase activator activity involved in apoptotic process; cysteine-type endopeptidase activity. The record is from RefSeq and is a predicted model, not a curated record.